AUGAUAUGUUGUAUGAAUGAUUAUAAUGAUUCUGGUUCUUUAAGAAAAGAAGUGUAUGUUUAUACCACUUGGCUAAAGCAAGAAUCUGGAGACUACUUCCAUUGUACCUGCAGUAUAUAUAGAACUUUAUUUGAUAUAGCUCAUAGCCAAACUCUAAAUUAUUCAAACAGGAAUAGCUGCAUGCACUGUACAUUCCUUAAGUGUAUUGUUCUUCCAAAUCUACAGAUAGAUGAAAGGGCUACAGAAACCAAAACCCGUAAAUUUGUUCAGGAGGGAAAGCAGUGUGCUGGCAAGGAUUUGAUUGAAUUAAGUGACUUUAAUGGUACACGGAAAUUUUCAGUUUUGGCAGAAGGAGAGACUAAACCUGUUUUUUUAUCACUGAGUCACAACAAGGCCAAAGCAAAUUAUACUGUGACCUGUCACAAUGGCGAGUGUCAAUCAAAGAAGGGACACAAACGAUAUUUAAAUAACUUGAAUUCUUCCAAUCUUUGCAGACAUUUAUUUGUGCUGAAACAUAAUCCAGAAUCCUGGAUUGAUUUGCAUGAAAGAAAUGCCACUAAUGAAACUUUUUUAGAUGACCAACUACUAGAUGAUGAAACAAAUGAUGAUGCUGGUGAUGGUGAUCCUGUUGAUACUAAUGACAAUUUUGAUCCUGAAACAGGUCUAUGGAAGUAUAAGUGUGAGAGCAGCCAUCCAGCAGCAGCUAGAGAGAGUGAUAUGUUGAGGCGUAACAUCAUCAAACGUGACGGAUGGAAUGAUUUGACCUUGAGUAGGCAGGCUGAUGGUUCAUUGAAGGGUCCCAAUUUCUAUCCAGAUAUGCCAGACAAUACAUGCUGCUGUGGAUCUGGAUGGUUGAAGCGAGAUGAUGAUCCAGAUUACUCUGAAAACGGGAAAUUGAUUCCUUUAGGUCGAGUUCUUACAGUUUACACACAGUUUGCGCCUGUGCAGUGUGAUGUUUACAAAAGAGUCUGUUACAACCCGAUAGACGACAGUCGCUGUGAACUUGCAUGGAAUGAAGGCCAGAGUGAAUCAAUUCAUGUUUUUAGUAGUAAAACAGCUGCAGGUGACGAAAUAGGAUGGGAGUUUACAUCAUCAGUAAUGAAAACUGGUUGCACUUUUUCAGCAUACUGUCAGAUGAAGGAUGAACUUUACAGAACUCGUGACCCAAAGGCCAAGUUUAUGGAUGCAACAGUUUUUUUAAAAUGGUGGUUUAGUUGGGCAGCUAAUAUGAACAUUGAUUUCAGACAACCAUGUGACAUUUGUAGGUAUGAGCCUAAUAGACUGUGCUGUGAUGGAACCAGAGUAGGCGUAGGUUUCCGUCAUUCAAAUUUCACAGAAAUAAGUAAACCUGAUAGUUCUUUACAGACACAGCAAACAUUGCAUCGACGGAUGGACAGAUGUUACCUGAAGAAUAAGCCUGGAGUUGAAAAGAGACAGAUGAUCGCUUAUCGUGAAGCAUUGGAUAAUAUAGCCCGAACUACAGUUGCAGAAUUUGAACCGUUAGAUAUUCCAGAAAAUAAUGAUAGAAUUAAUUUACUUAUGCAGGCUCUACCUGAGGAGGCUCAUCAAUCAUUCCAGCGAUUUACUCGAGGGAUGUCAGAAUUUGAAAGAGUAGCUUAUGCAUCUGUCCUUAAGAUGUUGGCUACAACAGCAUCUGUGACAAGCAUUUUGUCACCAGAAUAUGCACUUUUUCUUGCAGGAAUUUCUAACUAAUGAAAAUCUUUCAGA
Mya arenaria is the source of this 1728-nucleotide messenger RNA. RefSeq lists its product as uncharacterized. The record is from RefSeq and is a predicted model, not a curated record. Lineage: Eukaryota; Metazoa; Mollusca; Bivalvia; Myida; Myidae. The transcript has a single exon. Bases 1 to 1713 code for a protein of 570 amino acids.